CUUGCGUCAUAUUCUGUGUGACGUCACGGACAUAUAUAGAUAAUAAAACAUCAAUACCGCUUGGGAUCAGUAGCAGUUUAUGGUUUGGUUUAUUAAAAAGUGCUCAAAGUUUAUUAAAACGCAGAAAUAUGUCUGAGGAAAACAUCUUCCUGUUCGUUCCAAACAUAAUUGGAUAUGGGAGGAUAAUCUUAGCCCUAAUAUCCUUUUACUACAUGCCAACGAACUGUGCAGUUGCAAUCUUCUGCUACAUCACUUCAGCCCUUCUCGACGCCUUCGAUGGACAUGCUGCAAGAUAUUUCAAUCAGAGCACCAAAUUCGGUGCUAUCUUGGAUCAAUUGACUGACAGAUGUGGGACAAUGUGUCUUUGCGCUGUCUUAGCCCACUUCUAUCCCGACUACAUGUUCUUCUUCCUGUUGAGCAUGACAAUCGAUAUUGCCUGCCAUUGGAUCUACUUGCAUACAACAACUUUGCAAGGAAAGACCAGCCACAAGUUCAUCGAUAUGUCUGAGAAUAGGAUCAUGCAUUUGUACUACACGGAUAGAACCACGUUGUUUGCGAUGUGCGCCGGAAAUGAAAUGUUCUAUGCUGCAAUGUAUAUGCAUCACUUCAAUAGCGAACUGACAAUAGUGGGAAUUCCUCUAUUCUUAGCGAUCGCCUACAUAUCUGCACCAAUUGCGAUCGUGAAGAGCGGCAUUUCUCUCCUGCAUCUUGUAGUCGCCUGCAAAAAUCUUUCAAUCAUUGACGUCAAUGAAAGGAAAAAACUCGUCGAAAAAGUUCAUUGAAUUGAUUGAUUUAAUGUAAAAAAAAGAAAUUUUACACUCGGUGUCGUUUUAAACAAAAAUAUAUUUCCUCGUUUCGUUGUGAUAGUAAGAAAAAAUUUCCAAAUAUAUAUAUAUAAAAUAUAUAACAUAGCAAAUGUAAAAACCGUGACAAGGUUGAGUUAAUGCCAAAUCUAGAAUCCUUUGCAUAUAUUAAUCUAAUUUAUUAAACACUGUAUGUUAUUAAAAUAUUAAAAAAAAACAAAAACGGUUUUUGUCUUCUGUCUUCUUCAAAUGUAACACGAUCAUUAAAAACUUACAUAAGAAUCGUCGUAAAA
This is a messenger RNA of Nicrophorus vespilloides, 1096 nucleotides long. RefSeq names its product CDP-diacylglycerol--inositol 3-phosphatidyltransferase. Gene Ontology annotation, cellular component: membrane; Golgi apparatus. The coding region runs from base 129 to 782 and encodes 217 amino acids. NCBI's taxonomy places the organism in Eukaryota, Metazoa, Arthropoda, Insecta, Coleoptera, Silphidae. Gene Ontology annotation, molecular function: CDP-diacylglycerol-inositol 3-phosphatidyltransferase activity. Gene Ontology annotation, biological process: phosphatidylinositol biosynthetic process. The transcript is spliced from 5 exons. The record is from RefSeq and is a predicted model, not a curated record.